AUGAAAUUCGUGCUCAACAACGACCACAAAGCCGGAACAGAGGAGGCAUUUGUAUAUUCCUCCAAUAAACCCAAUAAGCGCGUCAACGGGUUGUCGGCGUCCACCGGCAGCCUGGUGUUGGCAGAACGGCCUGCCCCAACUACUGUCCAGACUACGCGCUACAACUCCCAGUUCCGAUCUUACCGUCUUUUAAAUGCCUUGGAUUCCCGUUUUCCCAUGAGCUCAUCCGACCAUGUAUCGGCGCGUUUAGUUGCCUUGAUGGAGGGAGCGCCCGAGCUGCUGCAGGGGACGACUUUUUAUGCUCUUCGAGAGGUUCCCCGUCGCCUACACCUGAGCGAAUGCCUGCGAGACAGCGUCGGAUAUUGGUGUAGCUCUUGGAUUGACUGCCUUCAGGGCCUCCGAGAGCCAAGCACCAUGUCCCGGACUAGCCACGGAAGGGCGAUCCGGAGUCUCUUGCAAGCUAUGCGAAGUUCUCAGACACCAAGCGUCGAGACCCUGGCAGCAGCGACAGUUCUGGUUGAAACGGGACAUACAUUCGAUAUAGAUGGAUCCGUGACGGGAUCCAGGCUUGUAGGGCAGGCUAUGGGAAUUGCGACAUUAUUAAAGCUAAGAGGCUUCCCGAACAUAGAUGAUCCCUUUGAGCUUUUAAUGGCAUAUGAACAAUUCUUCCUCAUUGAUUCACUUCGCAGCUUUGGCGAUUCUAACGCGGGGGACUUUGUUAGUACAUCCCCCUGGCUGGAAGUCAGGGAGAAAGUUACCGAAAAGGUUGUUUUGCUCGAAAGUGGUCAAGAAAUCGAUUUAGUUAUACAGAGGCUCGCCAUGCGUUACGGGGAUGUUAUCAGAGACAUGAAAUUGUGCCACGAAGACCCCAAUUCCCACUACGAUAAGGCCAAAAGGAUAGAACUGGAGAUGCGGGAGUAUCUACGCACGAUUGAGGGUCUUUUCCCUGGCCACUGGGCAUAUGCGGAAAAGGAGUUUGGGCCCAUUACAGAAACUCUGGAUCCCGACUUCUUCUUGGGAAGGAAAUAUGUUCUCCAAAGUCACAAGACGUAUGAGAUUCUCGGUGACGGUCUUCAUGCAUGGCUCGCACCAAGCCUGAUUAUAUCUCGUAUCAGAAGGCUCUACAAUGAGCCGGCUGACAUGGCCAUCCAGAAAAGGUAUCGAGAGUCCUGCGAAUGGGCGUGGAUGUUUAUCCCUCAUUUAAGAAGUCAAGAUCCCCUGACUCUUAUCGAUUACGCUGUCAUGUUUGUACUCACAGUCGAAGCUGCGAACGAGCAAGAAAUCCGACACGUCCUGGAUUUCAUCAUGCAGAUGGAUGUGAUGGAAGAAUAUGCGCGCGACUACGAUACCCUCCUUGAGCAAGUUAAGGCCGCAGUCGAUCGCGCUCUAGGUACUCAAUCUAAAACCAAAACAGCAAAACCACAACUAGUUACAGAAAUUCUCGAGACAUAG
Molecule: messenger RNA, 1452 nt
Organism: Clonostachys byssicola
Lineage: Eukaryota; Fungi; Ascomycota; Sordariomycetes; Hypocreales; Bionectriaceae
Source: the annotation of a GenBank genome assembly